GAUCCAAGCGGUGAAGCACACAAAGAGAAAUCUCCUUGUUUUCUGCUUCUAUUGCCUACGAAGAACAGAGCACCAGCUCUGAUGCUGUUGAGUCAGAUUGUAAAUUGACAUCAAGACUUGGAAUAAGAGCCAUACCUGACAUUAAACCACACAAAUUCAAGAGCAAAGGAGAAGACAGCAACAGAUAUGCCAAAUGCACUAAAAAUGCACUGAAUCCAACAGUAAGACUGCAAAUCUUUUUGUACUAAUCCCACUACCUAGGAGGAGAUAUGCCUUGAUACAUCACCAGCAAGCUCAUGGUCCGAACCAGCCGCUCUAGUGCCUAAUCCCAAAACUCCUGCUUCUGAAAGACAGACAACUUUUCACAAUGCGUUACAAGAAACUGGAAAUUCUAUAUUCCAAGCAAGCAUCAGUAACCCUGGAUUAACACACAAACUUCCCAGCAGACACCAACAUUCCCCCUCUCAUGCAGGGAUAAACCACCUGCUGUUGGAAAAGCCAGUAGAAAACUUGCUCUUUUUGGAAAGCAGCACUUGCAAAGACCAAGAUUAUACAACCCCUUGCAGAUCAAUUUGGAAGGAGAACCAAAGCAUCUCACCUUCCGAAGGAGGUGGCCUACUAGAAGCAGCAGCCAAGGAUUUUGAGAACAAAAUAGAAGAUUGGUGGCCAUGUAAAAUACAAGUCUAGUGCUUGUUAUCAUUAUGAUAGUAACUAUGGUUUACAAAGGCUUAUUAUUUGCAGUCUGCUAACUCUGUGAAACAGAUUGAGGACAAGAGGAUAGCAUUUCCUCCUGAAUUUUACACAGAAGUCAUAUCACCAUCUGUCUUCUUUUGACCUACUUUUUGAGACCAGUGAGGUAAGACAUUGAAGUUGAAAGUAAAUAGAAAAAAAUGUAGCAAAGUUGACAGCAAUGACUGAGAUUUAUUUCAAAUUCCAUGGAAACUUGACUGGACGCAUUCACUAUCCAACUCUGGCUACAGAAGUAGACAAAGCAGCAGAUAAAUAUUCUGGUCUCUAUGUGUAUGUGGGAUUGUUCUUAACAGUUCUGGCUAUCCUUCUCAUAUUGCUUUUCACCUUGCUUUUGCGCCUGAAGCAUGUUGUUUCCCCAGUCACCACACCUCCAGAGAGCACUGAGAAUGGCCAGCAGUUCACAGAUGUGGAAAUGCACUUCAGGAUUCCUACCACUUAGAGACCCCCAUGAAAAGAUGUGGUGGAAGGAACUUCUGCCCACCUGUAUGAGCCCUGUAACUUCCUGCAUAACCAUCAACAGCAGCACAAAAGACCUGGUGUCAUGAACUCAGACACUGACUGGCUGGGACCCACUGGCUGUUCACCAGGCAACGCGUGCAAGACCCUCAAUAAAACUUACAUUAUGAAAAUCA
Messenger RNA from Tympanuchus pallidicinctus (lesser prairie-chicken), 1382 nucleotides. It is a transcript of the gene SERTM2, whose product is annotated as serine rich and transmembrane domain containing 2. Lineage: Eukaryota; Metazoa; Chordata; Aves; Galliformes; Phasianidae. The transcript has 2 exons. Gene Ontology annotation, cellular component: intracellular membrane-bounded organelle. The record is from RefSeq and is a predicted model, not a curated record. The coding region runs from base 911 to 1189 and encodes 92 amino acids.